This is a messenger RNA of Tetrapisispora phaffii CBS 4417, 615 nucleotides long. Its product is annotated as emp24/gp25L/p24 family protein. NCBI's taxonomy places the organism in Eukaryota, Fungi, Ascomycota, Saccharomycetes, Saccharomycetales, Saccharomycetaceae. The record is from RefSeq and is a predicted model, not a curated record. Bases 1 to 615 code for a protein of 204 amino acids. Gene Ontology annotation, biological process: Golgi organization; protein retention in ER lumen; endoplasmic reticulum to Golgi vesicle-mediated transport. Gene Ontology annotation, cellular component: Golgi apparatus; COPII-coated ER to Golgi transport vesicle; endoplasmic reticulum. The transcript has a single exon.
AUGUUUGCACAGUCUUUGAAUUUGCUAGUAGUCGCAAUUCUAUAUAUCAGCUCAUUUGCCAGCGCUCAUAAUGUUUUACUGCCAGCUAAUGGUCGUAGAUGUUUCUAUGAGAAUUUGAAGAAAGAUGAUGAAUUCACAGUUUCGUUUCAAUAUGGUAAUAGAGAUUCUGAAUCUAAUGAAGAAUUACGUGGUGAUUUGGUUAUUUUUGGACAAAACAGAAACGAUAUCUUGGUUUCUAUAAGAGAUGUCACCUAUGGUGAACAGACCUUAACUGCUCCUUACACUGGGAAAUUUGAAUACUGUUUCUUGAAUGAACGUUCGGGCGUAGCUACUAAAGACGUAUCUUUCAACAUUUGGGGUACUAAGUUUGUCGACGUUAAUGAUGAAGACGACACUUUGGAAGGCUCCGUUAGAAAGUUGACUAGAUUAAUAAACGAAGUCAAAAAUGAACAAGAGUAUUUGAUAUUAAGAGAGAGAACUCAUAGAAAUACAGCAGAAUCUACGAAUGAUAGGGUAAAAUGGUGGUCAAUAGCCCAAUUAGGUGUCGUUGUAGUGAACACGGUGUUCCAAAUAUUCUACCUAAAGAGGUUCUUUGAAGUCACUUCUAUUGUUUAA